Molecule: messenger RNA, 285 nt
Organism: Linum trigynum
Lineage: Eukaryota; Viridiplantae; Streptophyta; Magnoliopsida; Malpighiales; Linaceae
Source: the annotation of a GenBank genome assembly
AUGACGAUGACUCUGUGCAGGCGACGACGACUGCCGCCGCUGUUGUUGUGCCCUACUCUGACUACGUCGCCGCCCUUUCCCACUCAUCUUCCUUCCUCACCUUCGGACUCUGCCACUCCCACCACUAGUCUCGCCGGCCACCUCCACCAGCUCCAACGCAUCCGCCGUCGCCCAGCCUCGAAACAAGCAACUCCUUCGCUCCCGAACUGGAAGCUCAUGGAAGAGAGAAAAUCUAUUCAUGUCCUCUUCAUUGCCUUCGAGUGGAGAGAGAUGGAGAGGGAUUGA